Messenger RNA from Brugia pahangi, 1374 nucleotides. The record is from the annotation of a GenBank genome assembly. Lineage: Eukaryota; Metazoa; Nematoda; Chromadorea; Rhabditida; Onchocercidae.
AUGUCAUUUUUUAUCAGAAAUCGAUCCAAUCAUGGUAAUGAUACAAACAUUAAAAAUAAGUUGAAACGAAAGUUAGCUGUACCAAAGUUAUCAAAACGAAAGGCAAAAUUUGUAAAUGAGGAUAUUUCUUCCGAUGAGGAAGAUUUAUUGUACGAUAAUGAUGGCAAAUUUGUUGAUAACGAAAGUGAGGAGGAAAGAUAUGAAGACGUACAGGAGGUAGCAUAUCGGAAAGCAAAACAGCUUUUGGAUGAUCUUCAGGCUGAACAGCAGAAUGAAGAAGGCGAAUCAUAUGAUAAUGAAGUAAUUACCCAUCGUUUGCGAGAUGAUGCUUUAUCGAAAGUUGCAACUUUACAUCGAAAAGUUGCAGAGGAAGUACGAUUAAGUGGUACGGCGAUACAGUAUAAAGCUCAUAGGUACUCAACCGUUGCAGUUGUCAUAUCACAUGAUGGUAGAUAUGUGGUGAGUUGCUCAAAAGAUGCAACAGUAGCCAAAUAUGAUUUAGAAGAAGGAAAGAUAGUAGCUUCUAUAAAAUACGUGAAAGGAAAUUGCACGUUUCAUCGUGGUCAAAUAUUUUGCCUUGCAAUCUCAGCUAACGAUCGAUAUCUUGUAACUGGUGGUAGUGAUGCUAUUAUACGAGUUUGGAAUUUCAGCAAUUUGCAACAUGUUAAAAAUCUUACCGGACAUAUGAAUGCAAUAACCGGAUUAGUAUUUCGAUUAAAUACUCAGCAAUUAUACAGCUGCUCCAAGGAUCGAUAUGUGAAAUUAUGGGAUUUGGAACAACUAGGAUACGUAGAUACGCUAUUUGGUCACGUUGAUGCAGUAGUAGAUAUUGACGCUUUAUCAAGGGAACGUUUGAUAACUGCAGGUUCUCAGGAUCGUACGGUGAGAUUAUGGAAGGUACCUGAAGAUAGUCAUUUGAUAUUUAACGGUUAUGCAAGUUGCUUUAGCAUUGACUGCUUGGCACUUAUCAAUGAAGAUCAUUUUGUGUCCGGUUCAGCUGAUGGAAGUUUAUGUAUUUGGUCAAUAUUUAAGAAAAAACCGGUUUGUACAGAAUUGGAAGCACAUGGUCGUGGUGCUGACAAUCAGGCAAACUGGAUAGUGUCCGUUGCAGCACGACGAUACACAGAUCUUAUUGCAUCGGGUUCAUGUGAUGGAUUUGUUCGUUUGUGGAAAGUUGCGGAUGAUUAUAAAUCAAUAACAAAUAUUUUAUCUUAUGAACAAAGCGGUUUUAUAAAUCGGUUGAGGUUUUCUGAUGAUGGUGAAGAAGUGGCAUGUGCAGUCGGUCAGGAACAUAAAUUUGGAAGAUGGUGGAAAAUUGCUGAAGCUAAAAAUGUUAUUACAGUUUUUUCACUUACAUAUGAUACUAAAGAAUAG